Messenger RNA from Vitrella brassicaformis, 3534 nucleotides. Lineage: Eukaryota; Vitrellaceae. The record is from the annotation of a GenBank genome assembly.
CGCAACGGAAGCGAAGAAGGGGAAAGCGGCUCGGAUAGCAUCUAUCGCAAUGGGGCGGCUGUGUUGGUGAGCGAGAGCGGCCAAGAUCUGCGGCCUUAGGUGGCGGCUGCGGUCAGUCGGCCCAGCACAGCGCUGCGAUGAAGAAGGCGCUCCGAUUCGCUUUGCUGCUGGUGAUCCCCGUUGCGUCGGUGCUCCUGGGCGCCAGCCUGUCGUACUCGUACAUCGCCGUGGGCGUCUCGGUCAUCGCCAUCCUCAUAGACCCCCUGCGAGUCGAGAGCAAGGCGCUGCCCUUCUUCGUCUACCUCCUGCUGGUCUCGGCCAUCCAGCUUGGCUUCCUCCUCCUAUACAUGAACCCUAUCACUGGAGGCACCUCGACUAGCGACGGCUCACCCACACCAGCACCCUUCAGCCAGCGGCUGAUGAAGCUAAGGGCGAGGAGGGAGAAGCUGCCGCCGGUCAAGGUGGUAGAUCAGCAGCAGAAGCAGAAACAGCAAAACAAACAGGGUGGUGAUGUCAGUGCGGCCAAGGGAGGGCAGAUGGCUAAGCUGCGGAUGGUGUCGCCGGAGCGGUUUGAGAACAGCACCGACAUGGUCCACGACCUGCGGAUGGUGUCGGUCAUCCUGGCGGCACACAACGAGCAGCAGUACUGCGAGAGGACGCUGGCGUCAAUCUAUGACGCCACACCACCUGACAUACUCAAGGAGAUCAUCAUUGUGGUAAGUAAGGUAACAACAGGCAGUCGAUGCGCUUUGGCUGUAUUGUAUGCGUGUGGUGUGGCUGGUGUGUGUUGUGUUAAGGAUGACGGCAGCGACCCGCCGAUGUCGACUGCCUACAAUCACACGCGUUUCCCCAAUGUCAAGAUCAUCCGCAACGAGGAGAGGGAGGGACUCAUCCGGUCAAAACUCAUCGGAGGCGAUGCAGCAGAGGUAGGUAUCACACCCUACCCUACCAUCGCCAUAGCAUACACAAGCACCAGCACAAGACGCAGGCGAGACACCUCCACUCUCCCUCUCUCUCUCUCUCUCUCUCUCCCCCUCUGCGCAUGGCUUCCUUCAGGGCGACCUGAUAGUGUUUCUCGACGCCCACGUGAAGCCCGACCCCGGGUGGACGGCGCCCCUGAUCCGGCACACCAACACCAACUACAAGAGGGUGGUGGUGCCGCUGAUCCCCAUCCUCAACGGCGAGACCUGGGAGAUCAACCGGGCGGCGGUGGGUGUCAAGAUGAUGUUCGACUGGACGCUGCAGUUCCAGUGGUUCGAGGACCACAACGACCUGGUGCCCUGCAUGAGCGGGGGGCUGCUGGCGAUGACCAAGCGGUGGUGGGAGGAGAGCGGCAAGCUCGAUGACGGCAUGUAUGAGUGGGGCGGGGAGAACAUAGAGCAGUCCAUACGGAUCUGGCUCUGCGGGGGCGAGAUCUAUGUCGCAAGGGACUCCAUCGUCGGGCACGUCUUCAGGGAAAAGUUCCCUUAUAAGGUCAGAGAGAGAGAGAGAGAGUUAGUGAGUGAGUGCGCCGCAUGAGAUGACGGCCUCUCUCUCUUUGUGAUAUUCUUGUUAUUGUUCCUGUCGGUCGUGUGGUGUGCAGAUUGACAACGAGAAGAUCAUGGUCAACAAGGCCCGAGCAGUGGAGGUGUGGUGGGACGAGUACAAGGAAAAGUGAGUAGGCAGAAAGAGACAGCACAGCUCGGACACGACCUGAUUCGUAAAAGAAUCCCGCACUCUGUGUGUCCGUGCCGUGUGUGGUCCUCCCGUGCAGGUUCUACCAGCACUAUCCGUCAGGUCGCAAGUUCAAGGACCGCAUGGGCAACACCACCGAAAGGGAGACUAUCAAGGAGCGGCUCAACUGCAAACCAUUCAGCUGGUGAGGAUUCACGGCAUCCCCUCUGGACUCCCCCCCUCCCUCACACACGCAAGGCAAGUCUCUCGUGUGAUUGUGUUAUGUGCAGGUAUGUCGAGAAGUUCCACGACGUGUUUGUGGAUCGCGGUAUGCUGCCGAUGAACACGUUCCUCAUCCAGAAGGCCGGCACCGACCAGUGCCUCAUCCCCAGCCAGCACGUCCUCAACCAGCGGAACCCCCCGCUCAGCAGAGACAGACUCGCUUACACCACCUGUGACAAAGAAAGCAAAGCGCAGAGGUCAGUGAGUGAGUGAUCACCUGCAGAGACCGACGCACACGACACCACACGUAUCUCAUUAUGUGUGUGUGUGAGUGGUUGCAGGUUUCAGUGGCGCAACCAGGGUAGGACGUUGCAGAAUGUUGAGAGCAAGAAGUGCUUCGACGCGGCCAACCCGCCCAGCGAGGGCCACGAGACCAUCCUCUUCCUCUGCGAAGGCACCAACCACAACCAGGUAGGUACACACAACCAAACGCACCCACGCUGAAUGACACUGACAGAUCUGAUCAGAUCAGCACAGCGCAUCUCUCUCUCUGUAUGUGUCUGUGUGUGUGUGUGUGUGCAGGUGUGGGAGCACACCAACGGGCGGCUCACCCACUCGUCCUUCUGCGCAGGCACCAAGAGUACGCACCGCAUGACGACUGUCUGUCUGUAUGUAUGUGUGCGCACGGCGCAUGUGGUGACAUAUUGUGUGUGUGUGUGCGUCCCGUCCUUCUGCAGACGACCAGUUGACGCUCCACUUGUGGCACUGCAGCGACAAGCCCGCCGAGGAGGGACAGCUCUUCAAAUUCGUCGAUUACAAGGCCGAAUUCCAGUACGCAACCAACAGAGACAGACGCACAGCCACACACCCACAGCCACUCAAGCGCACACCCACACAUUGGCACUCGUGCGCGUGUGUGUGUGGUUUGUGUCAGGAAUGUGCCCAAGAAGAAGAAAAAAGAUAAAGACAAGGACAAGGACAAAGACAAAGACAAGGAAAAGGACAAACGGCAGUAGAGCUGCAGCUGCCGAUCCCCGCCCCCCCCCCUCCCCUCCCCCUUGUGUCAUUGAUUCCGUUCUCUGGUGGUUGGUCGUCGUUUCACAUAUACCCAUACAGUGAUUUCCACCACCAGAGAGCCACAUUUUCGCUUCAUCGUGGCUCGCUCACGGACAGAUAGAUGUGUGUGUGUGCGUAAAGGUCGCGAUGGCGACCGACGGCUGUCUGCCUGUCUGAGUGUCUGCGGACACCACCAGGGUUGCCAGAAGAGAAGAGCCAAGAAAGCCAGGCAGCGACAAGAGAAAGGGCUGAGAGGCUUCAAUUAAUGGGGCGGGUGGGUGGGUGGAGUGGGAGUAGGAAGGUAGACAGGCAGGUUGAAAGGUAGGUCUGGCUCUUUGUAUAUAAUAUUGCGUGUGCUCUGUGUGUGUGUGUGUGUGUGUGGAGCGUCCAUUCACUCACUCAGUCACUCACUGGUGCAGCAUUCAUCGUAUUUGUGGCUCUAUCUAUCUAUACCUCUCUCUCUCUUCUCCUGUCUGUCUAACAGACAAACCCAACACGCAUCGCAUGAGUGGGUGCGGUGGAUGUGGUACCUACCUACCCUUGUUGUCUGUCGGAUUGGUGCGUACCGUACGUGUCAUAGUCAUAUUAAGCCGUGUGUCUCUC